Chanos chanos (milkfish) is the source of this 758-nucleotide messenger RNA. RefSeq names its product THO complex 7 (gene thoc7). Gene Ontology annotation, biological process: mRNA export from nucleus; mRNA processing. The transcript has 8 exons. Gene Ontology annotation, cellular component: THO complex part of transcription export complex. The coding region runs from base 19 to 630 and encodes 203 amino acids. Lineage: Eukaryota; Metazoa; Chordata; Actinopteri; Gonorynchiformes; Chanidae. The record is from RefSeq and is a predicted model, not a curated record.
GAUUGCUGUUGUGAACAAAUGGGUUCCGUCACUGAUGAUGAGGUUAUUCGGAAGCGGCUUCUCAUUGAUGGCGACGGGGCAGGAGACGACCGGCGCAUCAACGUGCUCCUGAAAAGCUUUACCAAAUGGUGCAACUCAAAUACAUCACCUGAGGAGGGGUUUGCCCAGUACCAGAGGAUGUUGGGCACUUUGGCACAAUGUGAAUUUUCAAUGGGGAAGACCUUGCUGGUGUAUGACAUGAACCUUAAAGAAAUGGAGAAUUAUGAGAAAAUCUACAGAGAUAUCGAACAAAGUAUAACGUCUGCGCAUGAGAAAAUAGCAGAAUGCAAAAAGGAGAUCCAGAGGGCAAAGAGAAUCCGGAAGAAUCGUCAAGAGUAUGAUGCGUUGGCUAAAGUUAUCCAGAAACACCCUGACAGACAUGAAACAAUGGAGCAACUUGAGGCACUUGACAAAGAACUGCAGCAGCUCUCACACAUAAAGGAGAACGUAGAGGACAAAUUAGAACUCCGGAAGAAACAGUUUCAUGUUCUGCUUAGUACUAUUCAAGAGCUACAACAGACCCUGGAAAACGACGAGAAGUUGGAGAAUGAUGAAACCCAAGAGAGUUCAAUGGAAAAUGAUGGAGAUUAAAGCAAAUGGUUUCAUCAGCAUUCUCAGCACAAGCAGCUGUUGUCAUAAGCUGAGGCAGAUUUUUUUUUUAAAUUGUUUUUCAAUGUGAAAUUUUUAAAUGUGUACCUAGCCCAUGUUAUGGUGUAUUU